AUGUCUUCAUUAUGUCUGGUGCUCCAGGUCGGGUGCCAAUACACACCAAUUGAAGACACGCCUACACCCCAUGCGGUUGCGUGCCGGUGUCUGCUGCUCCGCACAUGCUUCCGUCUGAUAUCCCUUGCAAUCCGCAUACAUAUCGUUCAUAAUGACGUUGCACCGAGGUGCUAUCUGUCACCUCGCUCCGACAACAGCACAUCAGGUCCACCAAUAAACUCGGAGGAAAACACAGCAUGUAGUGGUCCCUGGGAUACAAUUCAAGUAAUGGUCGCUAAAAUCACUACUCCUGAAUCAAUGGGCGACAGACUCGUCGGGAAUGCACUCAAUAGCAAAGACCUGGAUUCAUUUGAUGGCACCACUUACGAAGGAGGGAUCAAAAAGUGGCAGAAACACGUACACGGCUCGAAAAUGAGCAAGGCGCAGACACCUAUGUCUAAAGAUCAAUUAAACGACUGUGCAAGUGGAGAAGUCGCAGGAGCUGGGGUGAUGUUCCAGGAAAUUACGCAUAAUGUAGCCAACAGCGAAUAUCCACAGGAGAUCACAGACCAGCUCAAUGCUCAUGCGCCGAUAUCGCGCAUUGACCCCGGAAUGUCGGGCCUGAAAAGCAUACGAUGGCCGUCGAUAAUCGCUGUGGAAGUUGGGUCAAACGAACGCAUACGAUUGCAAUAUAACAUCUUCGCCAAGAGCCGUUCUUGGGAGCCCAAGAGAAGGAAGGACACAAGACUUGGCAAGACGGAGCAUGCGGUCCACGAGAUGUUAGAUGCGGCCGUGCACAACGCACGAGAAGUCGGACAGCUCCAAGUCAGCCAUGCACGUGGAGCAGACCCAUCUUGUGAGCACACAUGUCCCCUUGCAACGCUGUCGCCCUCCCGCAUCACGCGCGGCAGCCAGGUCUCUCCGCCUCGAGGCAUAGCCAUCCCAUUAGUCGUAUACCCCGAGGGGAGGCGCUACCUGCUUUUUCUUUCCGUACUCCUCGGUGCUACCUCUGCCAUGAUCUAUGGAACACGCCCUCAUAUCUCUGUGGGCGGUCUGCUCCGCCAGGUCGACUUGCACACCGUCUUCUUUUGCACCGUUGCACUGAUUGUGGUCCUCGUCCUGGCAUACCUGACCAACCCGUCCGAGACAUCGUUUCGCACCUACCUCACCGAACAAUCCUUCCGUCAACACCUCAGCCGCCUCGAUGAUAACGCACAAGACGAGCAAUCCAGCACCAAAGGCUCCGCUCUUCCACUUGCUGCAUCUCGUCGAUCGCCGCCCAUCAGCCACAACAGGCCACGCCCAGAUUUCAGCACGAAAUCUCCCUUUCACUUCGUCAAUCGCGCUUCAAUAUCGUUGCGCACUCCCAAGCAUGUCAUCCACAGCUUCGGCAUACUGACUAUUGCAGCCGUCCUUCCCAGUGGUUCUCAGCCUCGUGGCGCCCUCCCUGUGGAAGGCUUGCCAUCCACCGUCAAUGACUCAUGGUUCAUUGGCGCCUUCGGCAAGUGGUGGCGAGGCGGUCCUAUUCGCACAUGGUUUCACGAUGUUAUUGUCAACACCAAGGACGCGGAGCGCAUGAGCUCUGGCAUUCUUGACGCAAAGGCUCUCGAUAACUUGGAAUGCUAUGAUGGAUUGCCCUUCACGUCACCAUCCACUACACUGCAUCUACCUUCCACGGAGCCGACGGCGAAACUCAGGGGCACCGAGCGCACAGCACAACGCACGAUCAACAACUCUACCCGCAGCACGACACCGCCACCGUUGCCAAAGUCUGCCUCGCUUCCGCUGCACGCACCUCGGGUUCCUACAUCUCCGCCCAAGCUCGAUCGUAGUAACAUACAUACACCCGGCCAGAUCCAGUCGUGCAAUGUCACAGAUAACUUGCGAUUGAACACGCCCACGAAUGUCGCAUAUGCACCUCCACCCACAUCGCUUUUCGACCAGUCGCCAGCAAUCGCUGAGAUCCUUCGGCAGAUCACUCAGACGCGUGACGCGGUGCGCGACCUUCGCGCGCAGCUCACCGAUUUCCGCGCGAGUGCGGCGGAGUCACAUUCUAACAUCCAAGCAGAUCUCGAAGCACAGCGCACUCGCAAGCGUAUCGACGAUGCUGCACGGCUUGAGCUCAAGACACAGACGCGCGCCCUCGAAGACGCUAAGCGCGCAGCCGAGGGAGGGCGGCGCGAUGCAGAGAAGCGACUACGGGCCGCGGAGAGUGUGCGAGAUAACGCGGCACGUCGUGCUGAGCGGCUUGGUCAAGAGAUCAGCACAUUACGCGCGCGUGCUGCCGAGGACGAGGCAGCUGUGGUGCGCGUGAAGGAAGAGGGGGAAGCCGCGGCUGAUGAGACUCGGAAGGCGAUGGAUGUGAAGAGGAAUGAGAUCAAGGUCACGGAGAACGUGAUUGCGGCGCUCAACGCGCGCGCAAAGGAGCUGGAGGAGAAGAUCGCUCAGGAGGAGGAGCGGUUGCUGCAGGCCAAGGAGCAGGCAGAGCUACGGAAACAAGACCGGUCAUUCUAUCCUUUGCAUGUCGUCUCGACUUUCGGAGGGGAGGAGACGGGUCCAUGGUCACCAGCCACCGCAUACAGUCAGACUGUAGCCUCGGACUCGCUCUCGCAGCGCAAUGAUGUAACCGGUCAUGACAAUUUCUCACCGCCGGCCUUACAGGUGUCUCCUCCUAGCGCAAGAGACAUGGGCACAACUCAACCACGCGGCCUGUCCCUGUCUCCUGGACCCAAGAACCUGUCUCUUGGCGGCAUCUCAAACUUCCAUGACACACUCAAGCCUGGUAUCCUGGACGGUAACAACGAUGUCUUCUUGCAGUCCUAUGGACAGUCAAUCUUCGACGAGCAACGCUCCUCACGAUCUGUUUCGACGCGGUUUUCUCCUUUCAGCGAUAGUGACGCCGACUUGUCUCUGCCCGGUGGCGAGUCGAUUUCGCCGCGGAGCACGUCGCUGAUACCGUCGAGCCUGAUCAGCUCGCUGGAGAGUGGGUCAAGCAUGGAGGACAUGUCGCGCUCGUUCCAAUCCGAGGACGACGCUGUCAUGGACCCGAACUGGCGCUCGCUUCGUCCCCGACCGCCUGUCGAGUUCCCUACCUCGUUUACUGCGUCACCGACGGCGAUCACGAACCCGUCUUUCGAUGGCGUCGACCAGGAAGAUCCUUUCGAGAUCCGGCCGCCACCUCUCGCUCUACGUCGCCGCCUGACCGCCGACUCUAAGGAUAUGCCGCGCUCGCUGAUCCCGUCGCCCAGCCGCGCAAUUUCUGAGCAGUCUGUGCCCCAGCUCAAGCCUAACGACGGAGACAACAAGCUUUCCGCCGCCCACCGCCGUUGGCAUUCGGCAGAUCCGAAGGAGAAGAAGGGCCUCAAUCCCGAGGCGAAGGUUUUCCGGCUCACAAAGAAGUCGCUGCCGUCCUUCUUCCCUCCGCAGACGGCCCCUAUAUUCGAGCAGCGUGCACCCGGCCCGAUGCUGUCCGCGCUCCCUGCGGCCCUUAGUGUUCCGUGUGCGAUUCCGCCGCUCACGUCCGACUCGGAGUCGCUCUUCUCAUCUUACUCGAUGCGCGCGUUCGCACCGUCGCCUGCGGAGCGUGAGGCGCUGCAGCGUGCGCUCGGUGGAUCGACGAACACGAGCCUCGAGCGCCUGCCGACCCUCAGCGAAGUAUCGCUUGCGAGCAUGCCACCGUCACCUUCGCAUGUGCACACGGUAGCGGCGCAGAGGACGCCACCUGGUGGGGAGGCGGGCGGCAGGCGCCUUCUGCCUCCCGGGUUCGCCUGGCUACCGUUGUCGCAAACACGAAAGCCUGUGUUUAGCCCAUGGGAAGACGAAAGGGUGGAGGGAAGGAAACAGGGCGAUGGCCAGUGACUGCGGUUCUCCUAAUAUAUUCUUGUGCCAUGUAGAAAUGUGUGAAUAGCCAAGGGCGGGGAGCGUGGGCGGGGGAAGGAGAGAAGUCAAAGUCCAAUGUGUCUCAGAGAUUAUAACAGUGCAGUAACGAUUUGAAAUGACAAAGCGCUAUCUUCGAAACCCAUU
Molecule: messenger RNA, 4002 nt
Organism: Postia placenta MAD-698-R-SB12
Lineage: Eukaryota; Fungi; Basidiomycota; Agaricomycetes; Polyporales; Adustoporiaceae
Exons: 10
Coding region: 1-3837 (1278 amino acids)
Source: RefSeq, a predicted model, not a curated record